Penicillium daleae is the source of this 933-nucleotide messenger RNA. RefSeq lists its product as uncharacterized. The record is from RefSeq and is a predicted model, not a curated record. Gene Ontology annotation, biological process: thiosulfate transport; phosphate ion transmembrane transport; malate transmembrane transport. The transcript has 4 exons. Lineage: Eukaryota; Fungi; Ascomycota; Eurotiomycetes; Eurotiales; Aspergillaceae. Gene Ontology annotation, molecular function: oxaloacetate transmembrane transporter activity; sulfate transmembrane transporter activity; succinate transmembrane transporter activity. Bases 1 to 933 code for a protein of 310 amino acids.
AUGGCUGAAACAAAGAUUGCCCCUAUACCUACGCCUCACAUUAUUCCAGCCCAUACCAAACAAGCUGAAAUUAGCUAUCCGAGAUGGUUUGGUGGCUCGGCAUCUUGUAUGGCGGUAAUGGUGUCGCAUCCGUUUGAUCUGAUCAAGGUCCGCAUGCAAACUGUUGCAGACGGUGCAAAGCAAGGUUCAGUUCGAACGGGAGUACAAAUCAUUCGGAGCGAGGGUGUUAGAGGUCUUUAUCAUGGACUGUCCGCUGGGUUGAUGAGAUCAUUAACAUAUGGGGCCUCACGUAUUGCCCUGUACGAAGAACUCAAACAAUCCGCAGCUAAAUCAGACAAGCCUGUCACGGCUCCAAUGCUAACCAUGAUGGCGGCGACAUCGGGCUUCGUGGGAGCCAUAUUCGGCACGCCAUCAGAUAUCGCAAACAUCCGGAUGCAAAACGACAGGUCAUUACCUAUUCAACAUCGCCGAAAUUACAAGAAUGUGCUUGACGCCUGGGUGCAAAUGAAGCGCAAUGAAGGUUGGAGGUCGUUUAUCCAGGGCCUGUGGCCUAACUGUUUUCGCUGUGGAAUCAUGACCGCGAGUCAAUUGGCAUCUUAUGACACGUUCAAGACCUUGCUUCAAAGGUGGAGUAGUGGCAGUGGGGAGAGUCCGGUUAUUCAUAUUUCUGCUUCGCUGUUGGCUAGUCUAGUUGCAACCUCAAUCUCUAGCCCGAUGGAUGUGAUUCGAACGCAGCUGAUGAGUUCUUCGAAGCGUGUGUCAGUCCUGAAGAUUGUGACUGAUUUGACUCGAUCUGAGGGUUAUCGGUGGGUGUUCCGCGGUUGGACACCUAGUUUUGUUCGCUUGGGUCCACAGACGAUUGCGACUUUGGUGGCAUUGGAACAGCAUAAGCGGAUAUACCGUAUUAUCAAGUCCGGUGAGGAUCAGCCAUGA